UUGAAAAUUACUAUCCCUCACAUCAACGCCACCCUGUUGCCAUCUACCUCCCCCUCCACCCAACGCAGCUCUGUGUUCCUCUGUUCUUCUCACCGGAAGGAGCUUGGCUCCCACUGAACGAGGUGCGGCAGCCUAUUCCUCGGCACCCGAGUUGCCCUACCACGGCGAGCCCCCUCAUCUGGCGGCGCUGCGCGAGGGCAGUCGGCGGCGAUCUGGUCCACACGGAAGAGGCGGGGAGGGAUAAAAUGUCAAUUCCUUUUAGUGGAGUACAAGCUACGAUGGUUAUCAAUCGGGUAGAAAACAGCGCCCAAUCUCCUGAAGAUUGGAAUAGCGAUGGUGAUGGUUCAGGUUGUUCAACCGGAGUAGCUGGCACACCAUGUUUCACCUCUAGGUUAUCACUGCUCAAGGCUGGUUCAGUAAUAGCACAGUUUAGUGAAUUCAAGCAGGAGCUAGUUAGGGAAACCGGUUUCGGAGGAAUGCUAGAGUUGAAGUCAUGGCAUAAGAUUAACUUGAAAUACAGUGCUUAUUUGAUGGAUAGAGUUGAUUUAGAUUCCUGCUCCUUGAACCUGGAGUCACAGGGGGUGUUGGAUUUGUUUGACAAGGAUUUGAACUAUGUUUUUGGCAUCCCAUGUGGGAAUCUAACAAUUGAAGGUGAAGGCGUUGAACCAUCUGUAGCUUGUAUCGAGUACACACGGAUAGCAGCAUCAUUUAGCGAGAAAGGCACACACAGCCUCAAAGCCGCUGAAUCAUUCUUGUUUGGACCCAUAUCAGAAGAAUCAACAGAAACAGAGAAGGAUUGUUUCAAAAUUGCAUUUGUGAUUUUCAUCAUUGGACAUGUGCUCGCCCCGACCGCCAAACAUGACUACAUAUCAGUAGAUUUCUGGGCAGCACUGAACGAUGUCAGCAAGAUCAAAGAUUGGAACUGGGGGGCUUACGUACUGAAAAAUUUGCUCCAAGCAGUGAAGAAGUUCAAAAACGAUGUUUCAAAGAGGAACCCAACUAUACAUAUAGUCGGAUGCCAUCUGUUCUUGCAGGUUUUUGUCCUCGACAGAUUAGAGCUCAGUGUACUGAACAAGCCAGAAGGAGUGACACCAAGGAUAAGCCUGUACGACUAUGAGUCAAUGAAAAAGAUGGUUGAGCAAAUCACGGUUAACAUCGCUGGUGGAGAAGUCACUUUCAGUGGCGGCAAGGUCAGGAGUGGUAUGGCCGUCGGGGGGCUCGAGUCAGCUGGGAAUCAUACCGUUACAGAAAAAAUGGCUAGGCCUGCUAUUGCCACCAAAAGAGCAAACAAUCCAUGCUCACCAAUGCUACGAUCUUCUUACACGAGAAAUGGCCCGCAGGAAUUUUCAUAUUACAUACGCUCGCGGUACCCUACCAUAUCACCUCAGAAGCUUGGCAUACUUCUACGGGAACAAAAUGCACGCGGCUUAGCAAACAUAUCGGAAAUGAGGCAAGCGUUCCAAUCGAACAUGUUCACCUUCACUGACAAGCUAAUGGCGUGCCUCGGAGAAAUGUGUACAUGCUGUAAGGCACAUGGACGGAAAAUGUGUAUCCUGAAGAGUGAAGAGACAACCAUCCACGCCGCGCCUCGCACUCCAUCAACUGAUCAGCUAAGCACCCCACUAGUCAGCAAGAUUGGACCACGCCUUCCAGCCCCAGGGCUGCAUGAAGGUGCGUUGUCUGCCAGUAGUUCAAUUUCGAGGAAAAGGGAUGGAAGCUUAUCAUCAAGUAUACAAUCUGGUCCGUCGAAGAGGCUUUGUUUACCUUCCCCCAAUGCAGAAGACGGCCUUGGUCAAAAACAGAAACCAAUAGCACAGGAUUCGACGGUUAUGGAGAUUGCCAGCAGCAUCAUGUCAAUGUAUGAUGAUCUAACGGCGAUCCUUGUCACUUAUUAUGCCGAGAUGCGGCCACACCCCACGGCGAUUUUGUUUGGUGCAACAACAGACGGGGCACCUGUGAAGAUUGACCUUGCACAGAGCAACUUUGGGAGGGACCCAUGGGUUGCCGGUUCUGUCCCCCCGCCACCCCCAGAAAACGCGCUUAGGGCUAUACGAGACUGGAUGUCAGCAGCCUCCAUGGCAAAUUUGCAGAGGAAUUGGAUUGUACAUCUUAAACCAAGGUUAAUAUCAAUCGAAGGGUUUGAAAUUCAGCGACAACUUGCAUCUGGAGCACCAAUGUCACAUGAGUUGUGUACUGCUAUAUUUCGGAGGCUUGCCCAACUGGAUCAGUCUUGCUCCAAGGACACGCCCGGUAACAUCUGGAGGAAGUACAUAGAGCCUGACUUUGCUACAACUGUUUUGUCAAACGCCGAUCCAUUGACUGUUCAAUCUAUCCGCACGGGUUUCCAAGAAGGAACAGGUGUUUGCAACCCGGCUUCGUGCAGAAUGUGGUUUAUCCCAGCUAUACUCCCAGACGGAUGGGCUGUCUACCUGUUUGAUAUGAUGCGGAAACGCAUCAUCGUGUUAGACCCAGCAGUUGGACCUUUUGGUUAUAGCAAUCGGCGGGUCAGCAUGCAUGAGUUUGUAAGCAACAAACUUCAUGCUGCCAUGUUUAACUGUCUACAUAAUUUCUUCAGCUCUUGGCAUUGCGACUCCACUAACUGGGGUCGCACAUUUCCUAUCAUAAUGCGGGAAAAAAUAAACAAAGAUGAAACUGGCUUGGGCGCUACGUUCUUUGCAAGGAAUUACGACGGUGACAGGCUACAAAUCCCAUUGACCAAAGAUACAUUGGAAUCACACGGCAACCUCAUGAUUUACGAGCUGAUGCAGAUGCAAGGGAACCAAACAAAGGCGGCACACGAUUCACUCGAAGCAAUCAAAGGAACGUUCCUUGUUCUGUAGGGCAGUUCGGAGGACGAGCAGAUGUUAAAACGAGCAACAAAUCAUGUUACCAUUUCCUCUUUUCUCAAGGACACCUCUGUGACACAUUUGUACUGCAUGAGAAUUCGAGCAUUACACUAUUUCA
Messenger RNA from Aegilops tauschii subsp. strangulata, 2964 nucleotides. The record is from RefSeq and is a predicted model, not a curated record. Lineage: Eukaryota; Viridiplantae; Streptophyta; Magnoliopsida; Poales; Poaceae.